Messenger RNA from Monoraphidium neglectum, 939 nucleotides. RefSeq lists its product as hypothetical. The transcript is spliced from 3 exons. The record is from RefSeq and is a predicted model, not a curated record. The coding region runs from base 1 to 939 and encodes 312 amino acids. Lineage: Eukaryota; Viridiplantae; Chlorophyta; Chlorophyceae; Sphaeropleales; Selenastraceae.
AUGCUGUGCAUAAUAGCCACCAACCAUGCGCCUUGCCGCUCGGGACCUCAGGCGCGCCGCGCGGCCAAGUGCAGCGAGCUGGCGGCGGGGCAGUGCCAGUGGGUCUCGUCGUUCGAGCUGGGGCUCAAGGCGGACCCGAAAGGGAGGGGCGCGUGUCUGCACAGGGACGUCGCCCGCAAGCACCCCGACAAGCGUGCAGAUUUCCUGGUUCACCUGCGCCAGCUCAGGCCGGACAUUUGGGGCGACUGCCCGAACGCGAAGGCGUACAAAAGGAUUACCACGGGCUCGAAUUCCCUGCCUCUCCUGGCAAUCCUUAGCAAGAACAACGUGCGGACCGCCACCCUCGCGUGCCGCCUGCACAGCGGCAGCCCGUCCGGCUGCCUGGCAGCCGGCGCGGCCCACGUGUUGAUCAGCGGCGCCGUCAUCAAGGGGCUCCUAGCGGGGGACUUUUCGCUGCUUCCGAGGAAACCAAACCCCGCUUUCGAAAAGCGGUACGGGGACCUGCUGCACUCACAUAAAAACACCGAAAAGGAGAUCGCGGUCGAGCUAGCGGAGCAAGGCGGCCCUGGCGGCAUCGACGCUGGCGACGGGUCGUUUGCCGUGCACACGGCGAACGACCAGGGCGCAGAUGCCCCCGGCCAGCAGCGGCAGCUGGCCGGCCCAGGCGCCGGCGCGGGCGGCUCGAUCGUGCUGUCGCUGGAGGACCCCUCGUUCUUCGCCGACCCGACCUUUUCGGUCCGGCAGGCGCAGCUGCCAGGGCGCGUGGCUAUCGAGCAGACGGACCACGCGCACGCGCCUGCUUCGGCGCUCCUGCACGGCGGCCAUGGGCCCUGGCUCGUGCUUGCCGGGGCGCUGGGCUGCUACGUGGCGGCGGUAGCCGCAUACAAUGUCUUUGGUGACCAGUGGAGGCAGGCCAGGACAGCUGACAGGCGCAAAUAG